Molecule: messenger RNA, 639 nt
Organism: Cryptomeria japonica (Japanese cedar)
Lineage: Eukaryota; Viridiplantae; Streptophyta; Pinopsida; Cupressales; Cupressaceae
Product: aspartic proteinase oryzasin-1-like
Exons: 3
Coding region: 1-639 (212 amino acids)
Biological process (GO): proteolysis; lipid metabolic process
Molecular function (GO): aspartic-type endopeptidase activity
Source: RefSeq, a predicted model, not a curated record
AUGGCGAUGAAGAAUGAUACAAUUACCACAUGGACAGGUGAGAGUGGUCUUCCUGGAGAUUAUAAAGUGAAACAAGGAAGGAGGAGAAAUCAUGUUUGGAGGGAGGAUGCUAUUGUGGCAGAAAUCAACCAUGCCAUUGGCAGAGAAGGCAUUGUUAUUAAAGAAUGCAAAACCAUAGCAUCUUGUACGGGAAUUGCUACUAUAACUGACAAAGAUUAUGGGGAAGAACCAAGAGCUUGCAGUGUCAAUGCUAUGUGUUAUGCCUGUAAGGCAGCUAUAGUAUGGGCUCACAAUCAACUUUCUCAAAAUCAGACAAAGAUCAAGAUAUUGAACUAUGUCAAUGAGCUUUGUGACCAAUUGCCAAGCCCAAAUGGACAAGCUUCUAUGGACUAUGACAAAAUGUCGAGCAUGCCAGCUAUCUCCUUUACAAUUGGGGAUACAAAAUUUGACCUCACACCAGAGCAGUACAUUCUUAAAAUUGGUGAGGGAUCUACAACACAAUGUAUAAGUGGCUUCACUGGAUUGGAUGUGCCUCCUAUUAGAGGACCUAUCUGGAUUCUUGGAGAUAUUUUCAUUGGUGUUUACCACACUAUGUUCGAUUUUGGAAACAAUAGAGUUGGGUUUGCUGAAGUAGUUUAA